AUGGGGACAUGGCAACCCCUGGGGCUGUGCGUGACCAUUGUGGCAUUUGGCGACUGUGGUGCUGCUGUGGGCAAGGUGUUUCCCAGCCCAGGAAAUCACAGCGAGGAUGAGUAUGGCAGGGAGGAAGUUCACAUCCAGACCUCCCGGGCUCUCAUGGUGAUUUCUCUCCUCCUGGGAUUUUUUGGCAUCAUUGUGAGCGUGGUGGGCAUGAAAUGCACCAAAGUUGGUGAAGAGGAUCCCGUUACCAAGAGCCGCAUCGCUGUUGCCGGUGGUGUCCUCUUCGUCCUCUCUGGUCUGUGCACGUUGGCUGCCGUGUCCUUGUAUGCAACACAGGUGACCCAGGAGUUCUUCAGCAAGAGCACUGUCCCCAUCAACGCCAGGUGAGAGCCCGGCUCGGGGAUGUUCUUUAUCUGA
Phaethon lepturus (White-tailed tropicbird) is the source of this 414-nucleotide messenger RNA. RefSeq names its product claudin-19-like. Lineage: Eukaryota; Metazoa; Chordata; Aves; Phaethontiformes; Phaethontidae. Gene Ontology annotation, biological process: cell adhesion; bicellular tight junction assembly. The transcript has 3 exons. The record is from RefSeq and is a predicted model, not a curated record. Gene Ontology annotation, molecular function: structural molecule activity. Gene Ontology annotation, cellular component: bicellular tight junction; plasma membrane.